UAAGAUACUUGAGUAGAAGCUCGAAUUGAACAUAAUACGUUGAAAUUGAAAAUUACGUUCAUUGUUCAAACACAGUAUUAGUUGAUUUUCAACAGGGAACGGUAGAAAUAUUCGUGUGUUGUGUUCUUGUGUUUGUUCAAUUUUGUUUUUGUUUCUUAUUAUUUCGUUUACUAUUCAUAAACAAAUAUAUAUUGUUUCCGGAUUUCCGGUGGAUCGCUACCCGCUACAUCGCCAGUAAAAAUUUGUGUACCCACCUGAACUCUUUUUCAGAUGCAUAUCACCGAAGACAUUUUAUGUAGAAUUUUAAACAACGAUAAGCCUUCGAAGAUAUCAAUUCUGAACUGGUACGUUAAAAAUGACAUCAUCGACGUUGGAGAUUCACAUACAUCGGAGCUAUCUCGUCUUCACGUUACAUACCAGAAAAGAAAUCGAAUAUUUAACCGAACGUUUGUCCUCAAAGAACCAUCUGCUCAUCCGCUAUACAAAGCUGGACUCAAUUACGGAAUUUACUCCAGAGAAUGCCUAGUUUAUACGCAUGUUUUGGAAGAGAUGUAUCAAUUAGACGGAGAUCGUAUGAGUCCCAAACUAUAUUACGCCGAUAACAAAGACUCGCUUUUGUUGAAAGAUUUAUCACUAGCUGGUUAUAAACUAGAAGACCGCACCAAGCAAUUAGAUUUCGAUCAGUGUACCUUGGCUUUGAAAACAUUGGCGAAAUUUCACGCUUUAUCGAUUAAACUGAAACAGUCAUCGAAGAUACCGUCGGAAAUGGAACAAUUGACAUGGAUGAAGCGAUUACGUGAUCCUGAAGAUAUGGUAUAUACUUUAAUAAAUAACGCUGCCGAUCAAUUUUUCAUCAAUAUGGACCCCCAUAUAACCGAACAAUUUCCUUCGAUGAAGAAUACUGCAAUGACGUGUUAUCGAGAAGUUCCCCAUGAGAAUUUUUCUUUCUGCGUUUUAAAUCACGGCGAUUUUUGGAACGGUAAUAUCAUGUUCAAAUCUGAUAAGUACGGUAAUGUUAAAAAAGUCAAGUUUGUCGACUUUCAGCAGUGCUUAUGGACAUCUCCGGCCUAUGAUAUACUUUCAUUCGUUCUUUGUAGUAUGCAAUUUGACGUUUAUUUGAAUCACUUCGAUAUUUUACUCAAUACUUACGUGACUACGUUGAACAAAAUACUGAAAUAUUUAAGAUGCGAUCGAUGUGAGAAGGAGACCAUCAGGAAUGAUAUGAAGAAAAUGGCUGGGUUUGGAAUGAUGGUCUUGUUAUGUCUUUUACCCGAAUUCAUAAGUUCCAGAGAAGACCCAUUGGAUUAUAGGCUGGUUCCUAUCGGUGAAAAAAAUGUAAAUUUUGAUGCGUUGAAUAAGAUAUACGCUAAUGAAGUCUACCUAGAGAAAUUGAAGAAGUGGUUGCAGCGUUAUAUCGAAAAGGGGUAUUUCUGAAGGAAGAAUAACUCAACGGAAUACCUGCAGUUUUUCAAUUUUAUAAGGUUGCUCGUAUCAUAUACCGAUUUGAGCCUGAGUAAAAAUCAUCGAUGAAAAAUUACCAAGAUCGACCUGUUUUUAUUUUGGUUAAUUAUUAAAAAUAUUUUUGCAUCGUACUUCUACUUACCUAGUUAUUUAUAAACACAAUUUAUUUGUAAUAAUUGUACUAAUCCUGUGUCGGUGAUAACAUUUAUCGUUAUAUUCUUUAUUUCUUUCCUAUAAUCUUAUCUCAAUUAAUGAAAACAACUCGAAAUUUCAUUCAUUUGAAUCCUCUGUGCUGAUAAGAUGAUAAUAAGUAAGUGUUUAACUAAUUCUUGAAUAAAUACCCAGGUAGUGGUGCUAAAAGAAGAAUUAGCAACAACUAGUA
This is a messenger RNA of Planococcus citri (citrus mealybug), 1843 nucleotides long. RefSeq lists its product as uncharacterized. The coding region runs from base 271 to 1434 and encodes 387 amino acids. The transcript has 3 exons. NCBI's taxonomy places the organism in Eukaryota, Metazoa, Arthropoda, Insecta, Hemiptera, Pseudococcidae. The record is from RefSeq and is a predicted model, not a curated record.